Molecule: messenger RNA, 1019 nt
Organism: Mercurialis annua (annual mercury)
Lineage: Eukaryota; Viridiplantae; Streptophyta; Magnoliopsida; Malpighiales; Euphorbiaceae
Exons: 1
Coding region: 560-907 (115 amino acids)
Source: RefSeq, a predicted model, not a curated record
UUGCAUACAUAGUAUUCCACAUCAUUUAAAUCUCAGAAAAGAAAAUUCACGUCGCCAACCUAAUUAAUACAGUCACCAACAAAAAAACACCUAAACUUAAAUCAAAAUUCCCAAUUUCAUUUAGGGUAGAGUUAGGUUAAUUUGAAAAUUUGAGAUAUUUUGCACUCUCACCAUUACCAUCUACAUUCAUUUUUUUUUCGAAACACCAUCUUCAUUCAUUUUUAAUACUUCUCCAUCACUUCAUUUCUAACUCAGCACAACCAUGGAGCUUAAACACAACAAUGGCAGAAUUUCAUCAACAUAUCUUCAAAACCCAACAAUGGCGGAAACAAUAGUAUGUCCUCUUUAUGUUAGUGCGCCGUCUAUCCCUUGCCGGAUUAACAGAACCGAACACAUCAAUGGCGUGUUCUUUUAUAACUGCCCAACUAGUCCAAUGCAUUUUGCUAUUACUAUAGCCAAAACUUACUGAACUUAUGUUGUUUGUUUACCUUACCAUGGUCGUGAGUUUGAGUUCUUUGCAAGAUAUGUUUCUAUCGGGUCGGGUCAUUCUGGGCUGUCUAUGAGUUCUUCCGAUGAGUUGUUCUUGGACGGUCAUAUCCGUAUGAAGCUUUCUUCACAUUUGAAAAGUCCUCAAGUUCUUGCUCCUUCAAUGGAUCUUGAAAGCGAGGAAGACGACAACGAUGAUGCCGGUGGAGGAGGCGAUGAGAAUAAUAUGGGAAGCAAGAACGGCGGCGGCGGUGGUGCAAGACUGGUUAAAAGAGGAAUAGAUCUGAGAAUAAGGGAAGAAAAAAUCAAAAAAACCCAUGAUAAGAUCUAUUAUAAAAAAGAGAUUUCUUGUUUAAAAGAAGAAAAAAGUAUUAAUUUUGAAGAAGUAACAACUGAUCCAUUGAGAUUUUAUUCUCUGUAGAAUUAGGUUAAUUUGAAAUUUGGGGAUUUUAAUUUUAGGUUUAGAUUUUUUUGGUUGGUGAUUGUAUUAAUGAGAUUGGCGACGUGGAAUUAAUUUUUUAAGAUUUAAAAGA